AUGGGACCUGGGAGACGCAUGGGCAGGAAGCAGGGCGCCCCCGAGCCCCUGUCCGAGGAGCACUUUGCCAAGCUGAAGCGCAAGGCCGGCCUGCCCGUCGAGCCGGCCUCGGAAGCCCACGACCACAAGAGGCGGAGGACGGGGAAGAAGGCACAGGCCAAGAGCAAGACCGGGGCCGCCGCCGGAAAGACAAAGACGUCGUCGGGCGCCGGCGCACGGGAUGCCGCGCCCAACGGCAGGCCGAAGGAGAAGAAGAAGAAGAAGCCGGAGCCGGAGCCGAAGCCGAAAGCUACCAGGGCCAGCAGGGUGACGCCGCCCGCAGAGGACCAAGACGGCCACGACGACCACGACGGCUCCGACGGCUCCGACGGCUCCGACCUGCACGUCGGCAAACUGUCCGACCUGGACGGCGGCGAGGGACCCGCGCCCUCGCUGGGCGACGACUUCCUGGGCUCGGAUGAUUCCGGCUCCGAGCCGUCCGUGUUCGACUCCGAAGCCGAGGACGACGACGACGGCGUUGCCAAGCCCGUCUUUUCCGAGGACGAGGACGAGUCCGGCGCCGAGGAGAAGCUGACGGCCGCCAACAUCGAGGGCCUGUCGCGCCGGCUGGACCGCCGACUGGCAGAGGAGGCGGCCGCCAGCGCGGCGGAGCUGGCCGAGAGCGCGAUGCAGACCAACAUCCAGGGCGACCGGCCGCGCGUGGUGGACGGCGGCGAGGGCGAGGGCGAGGGCGACGGCGGUGCGGGCGCGGCGCUCGCGCCGGACCUCCAGCUGCUGCGCUCCCGCAUCGCCGAAAACGUCCGCGUGCUCGACGACUUUGCCAGCCUCGCCGAGGCCGGGCGCUCGCGGUCCGAGUACACGGCCCAGCUGCUGCGCGACGUGUGCGCCUACUACGGCUACUCGGCCUUUUUGGCCGAGAAGCUGCUGGGCCUGUUCCCGCCGCGCGAGGCGCUCGCCUUCUUCGAGGCCAACGAGUCGGCGCGCCCCGUCGUCAUCCGCACAAACACGCUGCGCACGCACCGCCGCGACCUGGCCCAGGCCCUCAUCAACCGCGGCGUCACGCUCGAGCCCGUCGGCAAGUGGUCCAAGGUCGGCCUGCAGGUCUUUGAGAGCAGCGUGCCGCUCGGCGCCACCCCGGAGUACCUGGCCGGCCACUACAUCCUGCAGGCGGCGUCGUCCUUCCUGCCGUGCAUGGCGCUCGACCCGCGCGAGGGCGAGCGCGUGCUCGACAUGGCCGCCGCGCCCGGCGGCAAGACGACGUACCUGGCCGCCAUGAUGCGCAACACGGGCGUCGUGGUGGCCAACGACCCGAGCCGCGCGCGCGCCAAGGGCCUCAUCGGCAACGUGCACCGCCUGGGCGCGCGCAACGUCGUCGUGUGCGCCUACGACGCGCGCGAGUUCCCCCGCCCCAUGGGCGGCUUCGACCGCGUCCUGCUCGACGCCCCGUGCUCCGGCACCGGCGUCAUCGCAAAGGACCCCAGCGUCAAGACCAACAAGACGGAGCGCGACUUCCUGCAGCUGCCCCACGCCCAGAAGCAGCUGCUCCUCGCGGCCAUCGACUCGGCCAACCACGCCUCCCGGACGGGCGGCUACGUCGUCUACUCGACCUGCUCCGUCACCGUCGAGGAGAACGAGCAGGUGGUGCAGUACGCCCUGUCGCGCCGGCCCAACGUCAAGCUCGUCGACACGGGGCUCACCUUUGGCAAGGAGGGCUUCACCAGCUUCAUGGGCAAGAAGUUUGACCCCUCGCUGCGCCUCACCCGGCGGUACUACCCGCACGCCUACAACGUCGACGGCUUCUACGUCGCCAAGUUUAAGAAGACGGGGCCCACGGCUGCCGGUGCCGGUGCCGGUGCCGGUGCUGCUCCGGGCCGAGAGCAAGGGCAGGACGGCGGCGUCGUGGACAGGACCCCCAUUUCCGAGGAGCGAGACGCCGCCGCCGCCGCCGCGGCCGACGACGACGACUUUGGCGGCUUCGACGACGCCGAGGACAAGGCGUACAUUGAAAGGGGCAGGAGGAACGCCAUGCGCAGGAGGGGUCUCGACCCGAGGAGUCAGGCGGCCAAGAGGUAG
Ustilaginoidea virens is the source of this 2073-nucleotide messenger RNA. RefSeq lists its product as uncharacterized. NCBI's taxonomy places the organism in Eukaryota, Fungi, Ascomycota, Sordariomycetes, Hypocreales, Clavicipitaceae. Gene Ontology annotation, cellular component: nucleolus. Bases 1 to 2073 code for a protein of 690 amino acids. Gene Ontology annotation, molecular function: RNA binding; rRNA (cytosine-C5-)-methyltransferase activity. Gene Ontology annotation, biological process: maturation of LSU-rRNA; rRNA base methylation. The transcript has a single exon. The record is from RefSeq and is a predicted model, not a curated record.